This is a messenger RNA of Ctenocephalides felis (cat flea), 894 nucleotides long. Its product is annotated as C-factor-like. The coding region runs from base 145 to 888 and encodes 247 amino acids. The record is from RefSeq and is a predicted model, not a curated record. NCBI's taxonomy places the organism in Eukaryota, Metazoa, Arthropoda, Insecta, Siphonaptera, Pulicidae. The transcript is spliced from 5 exons.
AUAAUUGUCUGAGAUAACAUCGGAAAAGCGCCAUAUUAUAGACGCAAUCUUGCGUGAACAAAAAGUAUGACAAUUACACUUUCUCGAACCGAUUAGAACGAAGGUCACAUUAUUAACACAACUUUAUUAAAAUCAAAUAAAGUAAUGAUGAAAUCAAUAUUAAUCACUGGUUGUAAUCGCGGUUUGGGCUUGGGGCUGGUCAAGAGUGUACUGAAAGAAUUGAAUCCGAAGCACGUCAUUGCGACAUGCCGAAAUGUGAAUAACGCGGGGGAUCUUCAAGAAGUUGCAAACAAACAUCAGAAUGUGCAUAUUUUGGAACUUGAUGUAAAGGACAUAGAAAGUUAUCCAGUUCUAGUGGAACAAGUAACAAAAAUAGUAGGAGACGAUGGGCUUAAUGUGCUUUUCAAUAAUGCAGGCGUUUCGCCUCGAUCUACAAGACUGGCGUUUACUGAAGUUGACAAAAUGAUGGAUACAUUUUUAGUUAAUACUGUUGCACCUGUCAUGUUAACAAAGGCAUUUUUACCUUUGCUCAAGAAAGCUUCCUCUGCUAAUAGUGAACUGCCAAUGGGAAUUGCUAAAGCUGCUAUAAUAAAUAUGAGUUCCAUGCUUGGUUCGAUUUCUCAAAAUGAAUCAGGUGGUCUUUAUCCAUACAGAUGCACUAAGGCUGCAUUAAAUGCUGCAACAAAAUCUAUGAGUGUUGAUUUGAAAUCAGAUGGUAUCAUUGCUGUAAAUAUGCAUCCAGGGUGGGUAAAAACUGAUAUGGGAGGCAAUAAAGCACCCUUAGACAUAUCUGAAAGUGUUGAUGGUAUUGUCAAGACUUUAACAAAACUUAAUGAAAAAGACAAUGGUGGUUUUCUCCAGUACGAUGGAAAACCAAUACCUUGGUAAUAAAUA